Messenger RNA from Porites lobata, 2816 nucleotides. NCBI's taxonomy places the organism in Eukaryota, Metazoa, Cnidaria, Anthozoa, Scleractinia, Poritidae. The record is from the annotation of a GenBank genome assembly.
AUGGAAAAACUCGCGAAAGGACAAGGCAAGAGGCGUGCCGACAUGUACUUUGCUACCAUGAACAAGAAAAACCCGUCUGACAGCCUUAAGAGUGCCUAUGAAAAUCUCGUGGCUGUGAGCAAAUUUGACGAAGAAGAUUAUCAGGAGCUCCAAGCACAGGCGGUUAUAGGCAUCUCCAGGGAUGAUAGAGUCUCCAACACAGAAUUGCUGCGCAGAGCCAACAUGUCAUGCAUUAAGGCACUCAUCAUGAAACCAAAGGUGCGGGGGGUGGACAUGUGGUUCGAACGGACGACGCGCGCCUCCCGAAGAUGGUCUUCUUCUCUGACCUGGCUACCGGUGCGCGUAGCAUUAGACACCCUCUGAAGAGGUUCAAACAAAGCCUGAAACAAAAAACUAAAUUGAAUCCCAUUCUUGGAUGAGAAACCGUCACCGCAAACCCCAGCGCCCGGAGAAUGGCCGUCCACAAGGGCGUUCAAGGCUUUUUAAAAAGCGGCUGUACAACCUCGACCAGGCCUUUCGGAAGGCCGGGUUCUAGUUGCGCGAAGGCUGCGUCUUAGCGAUUGAAUCGAUCUAAACGGUUUCUUCGAGUUGCUUAGGGUAGGCCAUUAUAACUGAUUUUUUUUGUAAAUUUACAAAGGAUGGGGAGUGGAAAGUAAUAGACAAAGAACUACUCAGCAGCCAAGCGUCAACAGGAAAAGGUCAAGCGAAGCCUUUCCCCGCCAUGCCGCCUGUAAUCGGAAAAACAGACGAGGAUCUCAGCAGUGACGAAAAAUACGAGGAGGAAAGCUUUCGAUCUAAGCAACUCUUUUUAUUUGCUUGGCAAAUUGCUAAAAGAAUGGUAAUUACUAUAUGAUUAUUUUCUGAGCGACGUUGCUUCGAUUCAGUUUCUGUUUUUAUCAUUCAAAGAUCGGUUUCAGACUAUUUCAGAAGCAAGAAAGAAAGGACAUAUGGGUUAAUUUUCUAGACGAAGAAUGAUUUGAUUUUUUUUUAUUAGAAUGUCAAAUUAGUUUUAGUGGAGAAAUUGUCUUAGUCGAUCGAACCAAAUUUGGCAUGUUUCGUAUAAUCUUGAAUCAGUCGUUCAGAUCAGUUCAGUUCAGUAUUUUUCUUUUAAUUGUUUGCCCCUAAUUUUCUCGCCUUCACCCAUGCCCUUUUAGGCAGUAAUAGUCCUGUAACUGAAGUAUUUUGGUACUUAUUUUCAUUUUUCCUCCUUCCUUCUGAAAAUUAGAAUCAUCUCGCCGAAACAAUCUUGUUCACAGAGACCUUGCUGCCCGUAAUGUUCUUGUUGGCCAUGACAACCAAAUCAAAGUGUCAGACUUUAUGUUGAUGAGACAAAUCUAUGAAGAUGUGAGCAGCUCAGCGAAGUCCAAAAAACUUCCUGUGAAAUGGAUGGCCCCAGAAUCACUCUAUCAAGGCCUAUACACUACCAAAAGUGAUGUGUACGUACAAAAGAUUCCCACUCUUUUAAACACAUUUCGAUACAUUGCUGCUGAGAAAACCUCAGCUACCCUAAAAAUCGUGAUCAGUGAGUUUAAUUCAAACCGAUCUAGAAUUCCAGUGGUUAAUAUAGUGGGUAAUUUCGUAAUUGUCAGCGCAAUUUUGACUCAGGACGAUAUAUAGUUUUCAUAGUCAAUAGCGAGAGCGGCGUCUGUUGAAUUCUUAAAUCAGAGUGUAUGUAAAGAUCACUUAGAAGCUUUCCUUUGCCGGGAAAAGUUUACGAAUAUGCGACAGACCCGUCACGUAAAUUGGUAUUGAUUUCCCUACUCUAUUAACCUUGCUAGGCCAUUUGCUAAGGGCUUUGAGCAUCUGAGGCCUGGUGUCAUAGGGUUUAGUCAAGCGCGAAGGCACGGAAAGGUGGACACACGCCCUUUUCCCCUUAAGUUCGUCAAGUAAAAAGAAGAGGAGGAAAAUUUAUAGCGUUUAUGCAGUGGGUAUAUUCAUGACCUUUGUGCUUUUCUCUACAGUUGGUCUUUUGGUGUUGUUCUUUGGGAGAUAGCUACAUUGGGUGAGUAGACCGUCACACUCUGAUCUUGUUACCUUCCAAGGGGAGUGAGAUCCCAAAGACUGUCCUCCCUGGUGCCACGGGGGAUAUGACUUGAAUAGUGCGACUAGCCUGAUAUUAAAGGACGACACUGGGACUUUUAAAAGAGUGAGUCCUUACUAGAUAAGGUUAUUGCCAUCAGGAAACAGGCUGAUACCUGAUCAAUUGUAUUUGUGGCAAGCCAUGCCAGUAGGUUUUUUUGUUUUGAACUAGGCUUUAUGUCUGAAAUCAUAAAUAAGUGAUAAUCGGCAUCAAAUAUGUACGCAUUAUAGAGAGUAUUAUUACUAAGCACCAUGCUUUCUUUCUUUCUUUCUUUCUUUCUUUCUUUCUUUCUUUCUUUCUUUCUUUCUUUCUUUCUUUCUUUCUUUCUUUCUUUCUUUCUCUCUCUCUUUCUUUCUUUCUCUCUCUCUCUCUUUCUUUCUUUCUUUCUUUCUUUCUCCCUUUCUUUCUUUCUUUCUUUCUUUCUUUCUUUCUUUCUCUCUCACAUUUAAAUCCAACUGUGACCCCUAUUCAAUCACUAUUGUUUUGCAAAACUGCAUUAUUGAGUGCGGGUCCGGGGAAUGAAGAGUCGUGGACGUUGACAUUUCCAGUAGAAAUCUAUCCAAGGGAAUGAGCCGUAUUUUCAAAUAAUAACAUGUAUAUUUUUUUCUUUCUCAUAACGUGAUCAGGAGGCGUACCAUACGCCACGCUGACCAACUCAGAGUUGUAUCGACUGCUUGGCACUGGUUAUCGCAUGGAAAGGCCUGACAUGUGCUCCGAUGAUGUGUACGUUCCUUGA